AUGUCCUUGCGCGGCCCCAUGCGGCGGUCGCAUCUGCGGCAGGUGAGCGCGGCGAGCUUGGAGAGCAGCUCCACCCAUUCACUGGAGGCAUCUCAUCACCGUGACCAUGAUCAUGAUGCAACCACGGACGAGAGAACUGUCAGGCUGUCUUCAACAAGUUUGGUUCGGCACCAAUGUGCGCUGUGGGUACACGAUGAAAUGUUCUCCCGUGAAGAGGUUUUGUUAAACCCCUCGGCUUUCGGCGAAUCCGGAGUCCAAGUUGGGGAUGUUGUCGAGAUUCUGCCCGUUCGAGCAUCUGGCGACAUGAACAAUUACUCUUUGAAGUCCGAGGCUGUUUCAAAAUCCACACGUGAGAGUCACGCCGACAUGAACUCGUCAUCUCAGACGGACAGCAGCUCGAAAUUCAAGACUCCCUUGCAGAGCCGGUGUCUAUUCGUGGUGAAAGCCCUCCCGCCCGAAAUUAAGGCUCGUCACCCACAGCUGGAGAUUUCUGUGACCAACAAUGUCGCCAAUAUCUUUGGCUUCAAGAACAGGACGCAAGUUCUCCUGUCGAUUGUAGACCGCGAACAAUGCGCGGCGUCUCAUGUUGAUAUCGCAUUUCGCGACCAGUACUUGGUCCGCUCUGACAUGUGGAGACUCGUCAUGUCGGAACUGGCAGAUAAAAUUGUCUACAAGGGACAGAAGAUCAUGUUCAUGGGAAGCAUCAAAGCCACUGUCAAGAAUAUCUUCAUUCGGGAGAAGAAGUGCCUCUCGGGAUACUUUGCUCCAAGUACUAUCCCGGUUUUCCGAAGCGAGUCUGCCAAAUAUGUCCUGUUCAUUCAGAUGUCAAGGGAAAUGUGGGAUUUCGAUUCCGAAGGCACCGGAGAUAUCUUGUUCAGUCGAGUUAUCAACGGCUUCUUGCCAGAGCUCUUCAAGAGAUGGGCCAAUUCUGAUGCAAAGCACCUGGUGACUAUUGUAUUAUUCACUCGAGUCGAAUACGAUGCGCCCACUCACACCAGCCAAGCUAAACUCAGCACUGGGAAUCUCAGCACCAAAUCUGGACCGAACAAAAGCCCGACCCGAGACUUCUAUCGCGUGGUAGUCAAUGAUAUGGCAAGUGGUCACUGGACAACCAUUCUUGACGAGCUCAAAAGAGAAUUUAGAACCUUCUUGCGAGAUGUCUCAAUCCUGAAAUCGGAUGACGUUGAGGCUGCAUCUGGAAGUGGCAUUAAGAUACCUUCUAAACCACACAUGGCAACCAUUGCCGGACAUCCCAGCACAGCCUUACGAGGAAAUAUUUUAGAGGCCAUCCACCUUGCCUCUGCUCAUUUAGCUUUCGAUCACAUCGAUCGGGACAUGGUUCACACUGGUACUUCAAUCAUCGUCAUUACGCCUGGUAGUGGCGUUUUCGAGGUCUCGUACGAGUCCUUGGCCUCUACAACGGAGGCACUUGCAAAUCGUGGCAUAGCCAUUGAUCUGGUCUGUCUGAGUCCCAUGCCUCUUCACUCCGUGCCGUUGUUUAAAUACAAGGAACCGGUGGAGCAGCCAUCGGGUGUAACAGGAGAACCUAGUCCUGGUGACAUUCGAAGAAACAUUCCUUCACCUGAGAUACAUCAUUCCCUAUCAAGUGUUGUUAGCAGAUCAUCUUACCUCUCCCCCAGCUCAUAUCUGUCUGCAACAAGAAUGAGGGAACGUGCGGCUCCUCAGGCCAAAGGGUGGAGCUUCGGUAUUCCACAUUGGCUUGAUAUUUCCUACUGGAACCCUGAAACCUACCGAGAGGCUCGAAGAAUCCUGAAGAAAGACCCCAAUGCCCCAAUUUCGUCAACUGUCACUCGACCAUCCAAGGCAUUUACACCACGAGUACGCAUGUAUGAGAUUCAAAUGAUGGGGGUCAUGGAGAGUGAACAGUCAAAUAUCUCGAUCCCAUAUCUUGCCGAAGGACGUGGUGGAGCGAGGCCUCGUGCAUCCUGGCCAGGAUACGGCCAGUUAAGCCGUCCUUCCCCUAAGACCCGUUUCGCCAAUUCUUCGUCUUUGAAGGCGCCAUACAGUGACAGUCUACGACCAGGGUCGUUCAUUCAAAAUGCUUCUUCAAACUCAGCAGACUCGCAAACCCAAGAACCCCAGAACUCACGUAAGUCCGUGAUGGCUUGGAUGGACCAAUACGAUGAAAACAUCUUUACUCUCUCCCCGAAAAAGCGUCAAAUUCACAGAACCACCAGGCAAAAGCGACCUAGUGAAACGGAAGUCCAGGCCGCCGGUGCUGGAGUGCAUGAACGGCUUUCUGCCCGCUCAAUUAUGCGACUCCGUGAUCAUGAAACAAAUCCAGCAGAGGACGAUGAGUCUUCGCUCCCCGGGCCUCGAAGGAUUGACUCCAUGACAACGAUAACACCCAAAGGCCCGGGCUCGAUCAAGAGCAUGUCUCCCAAGAAGCCAGCAUUGAAGAAGACGCCGGCGGCAAAGACCUCGCGGAUUUCCAAGACCAUUAGUUUCGCGCUUCGAGGUCUAAGUGCCACUCCCCAAGAGCCCAAGCAAGCACAGGAAUCAAUGUGGAGCAUGCGAGUGCGUUGCCCGCUGUGGUAUCCAGAACUCCAGCUGGAAACAACGUCCACUCAAACUGCCAUUGAUGUGCCUUCAAGACCUCCUUCGCCCGGAAAGACUUCACAGCCUCACUCCAAGCCAAUUUCCAUCAAGAUCCCCCCGAAAAAUCCGCCAAAGGAAAUAGAGCAACCAGAGCGCGUAGGAACCCAUGGAUCAUUAUCGACGUCUGCAGCAGAGAUACCAGCUCACGAAGUUGGUCGUAAUCAAAAGGAAGGCUCGUACCGGGAUCACAAGGUUGAGAUCAAACUCAACCACAGUCCACGCGAGCCAUCUGCGCGCAACUCACCAAGCAAAGCUUUAUCUCCUUGGGUUCGCUCGGUCAACCCUUGUAACACUCCCAAGGAUGUACUGCGAGAUACUAGCUGGUUUGGCCGUUGGCAACACGCCUAUCCACGGCCACCGCAUGUGGCUGUCGUCAAGUGGAAAAGUUUGAAAUCCCCUGCAGUGCUUCCAUUGACGACCGAGGAACUACCGACAGCCAGUGUGCUUGCUUCGGAUUAUCUGCAAACUCCAUAUCGUGUCUUUCCAAAUGAAGACUCGGAGGGCAUAGAGGCACCUAAGACACGGGGUGUUCUUAUACGGGAAAUGAUCUCACUGCGACUCUCUCACGGGUUCCAGAUCGUUGUUGGAAAGAAUGUGGCCGAAGUAUCAGGACAGCCAGCCCUUGAGUCAUUGAACGUUUUCGACUCUCGGGGACUAGAACGAGACGGCCUGACCGUGUUCCUAUCUAAGGGCAACACUAUUCACCGACUUGUCUGCGUUCAAGGAGGAGAGGUGGAAGUGACACGAUUCACCCAUCAAAACUCUGCUAUGCUCAUAUGCCCUAAGAAGACCACCUUCACUCUCUACCAACCGGCCAUGAAGACAAUUCUAAGCCCGGAAUACGAAAACAAAGACAUUAAACUGGAUCCAACCGCCGAAGAGUACAAUUGGAACUAUGCCGACAACUACGUGGCUGGUCACCGAGACUACCUCCAGAAUCCGGCACAGCAACUGCAUUUCUGGCGAGUUCGUUAUGUGCUCAUUCCGCUCCAACUUUAUCCCAGUUCGCGGCGCCGUCUGCAGUCUUUCAAUGAGGACAACGAAGAAGAAAUUCAUUUGCUUGGUAUCAGCCAGCUGACACACAUCUGGCAACGGUACAAGUAUGUGUCGCCGGAAGAAAAGCUUUUCGAGACAUCGAAUCCCAAGACAGAUCAAAACCCCCUCAACAUCAUGUACCAAACACGCAAUCCAUCAGAGAUUGUUACAGCAGAAUUGGAUCGAUUGCUUCUCACUGAUCCAGGUCUUGACAAUGCCCCAGCUCAGCUCUUACCAGAGUCGGAACUGCUGGAGAGAUCAAGCAUCAGUCUUUCAUCGCUAGCGCAAAUCAUUCAAGGCGAGAAAGGUGUGCGGAUGAUGGAUCGACGGUGGCAUUGGAGACUGCACUACAACUGUUUCAUUGGCUUUGAAUUCACCACCUGGCUUUUGCAAAACUUGCGUGAUAUUGAUACCCGCGAAGAAGCAGUCGAGUUUGGAAACGAGUUGAUGAAGCAUGGUCUGUUCCAGCAUGUAGAGAAGAGACACAACUUCCGAGAUGGCAAUUACUUCUACCAGGUCUGUGCCGAUUACCGCGUCACUCGUCCAGAGUCUCGAGGGAGUUGGUUCCCUCAGCUCAGAGCAGAUAAAUCGAUGCCAUCAACGCCAGCGAUUGGAACUGCAAAAGACUCUCCUACUAGCCUUCAUGCGCGAUCAGACAGCAUCGAUGAGCGCAUACCGCAAACACCCAGUACUCCCUCCAAAGCCAAGAACAAAGUCGCCAUCAUGUUGUCCAAAUCGAUGAAAUAUGAUGUCGAUCCGCGCAAACGGUCCAACCGACCAGAAGUCAUCGACCUCCACUAUGACCGACUGCACAAUCCCGAGAACUGCUUCCACAUCGAGCUCAGCUGGAUGAGCACGACCCCGAAGCUGAUCGAAGACACGGUACUCUCAUGGGCCUCGACAGCCGAGAAAUUCGGUCUCAAGCUAGUCCAAGUACCGAUCGCCGAAGGCUGCGCCAUCGACAAAACCCAACCAUUCCGCAAACCCUACGAGAUCAAGCUGAAGCUCCCACCUCCAAAGGCGCCCCUCCACACGGUAUUCAACAACGCGUCAUUCGCGCAACCGGGUCCCCCCGACCCUAAUUACUACCAGAAGGCAAUAUUGCGUAAAUUCGACUUCGUCCUAGAUUUCGAAGCAUGCUCCGCAUUCCCAGCAGACGUGGAAGUCUCCUACUCAUGGGGAAAGCCAGACUAUCUGUACCCGCAAUUCAUCCACCGAACAGGCAGCAUCCUAGCCCAGAUCACCAACGAAGGCAACUUUCUCCUGUUAGCCAACCGACUCGUGAGCACGCGCGGAACAGCAGGUCGGGAUCCAGGCCGCUUCGACCACAGUCGACCCGACUUUCGAGGCCGCGCAACGACAACCCAUGAUAACCUCGAUCGUGUCUCGCCUCGCCUGUCCCCGGUUACACGACCUGUCCACGACAUUGGCAGUCCGAUGACCGCAUCCGGAUCCUUGAGCAUCGACUCUGCAAACCUCUAUCGCGCCCCAGAGUAUAUCCUCAACGGCCUGGUUGAGUUCUGCAGCGAUGAAGCACAGCUGAAGCAGUUCUACUCGGAGUCGCAUGUUCGUCCCGCUUCGACAAAGGUGGAGCCUGCUACUACGAACCUGAUGGAUGCGUCGAUCCCGUCACUGGAGCUUCCGGCUAGUGUGGUCAGUCAUCAUAUCUCGCCGCCGCCGGGAUUGCCGUCUCGUGUGACGCAUGAUUCGCGUGAGGGAUUGAAGUCGCCGGAAAUCACGCGGGCUAGGGCUCGUGCUGAAAGUCUUAGCUAUAAGGAUAGUCCUAGAAGUGGGAGUCUGCGACCUUUGAUGUAA
Messenger RNA from Penicillium canescens, 5469 nucleotides. It is a transcript of the gene iml1, whose product is annotated as GTPase-activating protein IML1. Gene Ontology annotation, cellular component: GATOR1 complex. The record is from RefSeq and is a predicted model, not a curated record. Bases 1 to 5469 code for a protein of 1822 amino acids. Gene Ontology annotation, molecular function: GTPase activator activity. Gene Ontology annotation, biological process: intracellular signal transduction; positive regulation of autophagy; negative regulation of TORC1 signaling. The transcript is spliced from 2 exons. Lineage: Eukaryota; Fungi; Ascomycota; Eurotiomycetes; Eurotiales; Aspergillaceae.